GGAGGAGGCAGCAGGGACACGGUAACCUGCAGGAGGGCUCACAUGGUCCUGCAGCAGCGGAGCGCGGACCACCAGGACUCUCCAAACCUGUGACACUCCGUUUGGCUCCCUCCCCUCCCAUCGUCCUCCGUCUUAUUUCAUUUCGCAUCCUUCCUCCCGCAGCCCAGUGUCGGGUCGGACUUGGGCCGGUACAGCAACGCCAUGGCUCGGGAGAACGGAGACACCACCGGCAGAGGCGAGACGUGGAAAAAACAAGUCGACGACAUUAAGAAGAUUUUUGAUUUUAAAGAAGUCCUCGGCACGGGGGCGUUUUCAGAGGUGGUCUUGGCCCAGGAGAAGCUGACUGGCCGAAUGUUUGCAGUGAAGUGCAUCCCCAAGAAGGCUCUAAAGGGGAAGGAGAGCAGCAUCGAGAACGAGAUCGCCGUGCUGAGGAAGAUCAAGCAUGAGAACAUUGUGGCACUGGAGGACAUCUAUGAGAGUCCCGAUCACCUCUACUUGAUUAUGCAGCUGGUGUCCGGCGGUGAGCUGUUCGACCGAAUCGUGGAAAAAGGAUUCUACACGGAGAAAGACGCCAGCACGCUGAUCCGGCAAGUCCUGGACGCUGUUAACUACCUGCACAAGAUGGGUAUUGUGCACCGAGACCUAAAGCCAGAGAACUUGCUGUAUUUUAAUCCUCAAGACGAGUCCAAGAUCAUGAUCAGUGACUUUGGUCUUUCAAAGAUGGAGGGCAGCGGUGACGUCAUGUCAACUGCCUGUGGCACGCCAGGAUACGUGGCUCCAGAGGUUCUCGCCCAGAAGCCGUACAGUAAAGCAGUCGAUUGCUGGUCCAUUGGAGUGAUCGCCUACAUCUUGUUGUGUGGUUAUCCUCCGUUCUACGAUGAAAAUGACUCCAAGCUGUUCGAGCAGAUCCUGAAAGCUGACUACGAGUUUGAUGCGCCGUACUGGGAUGAUAUAUCAGACUCGGCCAAGGAUUUCAUCAGCAGACUGAUGGAAAAAGAUCCAACCAGGCGCUUCACCUGUGAACAGGCACUCAGACACCCCUGGAUCGCUGGGGAUACAGCUCUCUGCAAGAACAUCCAUGAGUCAGUCAGCCGGCAGAUCAGAAAGAACUUUGCCAAGAGCAAAUGGAGGCAAGCGUUCAACGCCACUGCCGUGGUCCGGCACAUGAGGCGGCUGCAGCUUGGCAGCAGUAUGGGGAGCAGCAUUGACGCUUCCAACCCACUGACUAGGCCGAGUCAGGCGCAGAAGCCAGCCCAAAGCCAGAGCCAGGCAGGCCAGAACCAGCCAGCUCAGAGCCAAAACACCGGCCAGACGGCGCAGAGCCAGAGCACCAGCGCCGUCGCCAGUAAAAUCUCUUCCAUAGAUAACAACAUAGCAGCUCCCCGCAAGGAAUGUGUCACUGGACCGGUCACACCCUGCAGUCUGGCAUCUGCAGCCUCUUCUCCCGCCACAGGGACGGAACUGAAUCGGCCGCACCCCUCAGCGGUCCCCGCCCCGGUUCUCACAGAGACCAAGUGACGCCAGGUCCCGCGGGGAACCAGCUGGGAGGCCACAGCGUUGUGAAGCAGGGAGACGAGAUCGAGGACGACCAGUGAGGAAGAUGAUCGCCCUCUUCUUUCUACUUCCCUCUCUUCACUUUACUCCCUCUUCAAUAUGCCCCCCAGCCGGUACCCCGCCCUGCUCCCGGGAGAGCAGAGGACCCUACCUUCACCUCACCAGUUCAAGCCACCAUUGUCAUACUGCAUGCCCACCAGGAUGACAUGCAGGAGUCUUCCUGCCACAGCAACAGCCCACCCGCUGUCUCACGCUGGGGAUGGUCAUACACAUGGCUGUGAUCAUUGCCUGAUAAAUGGGUGUCGACUGCAUUUGAGCUGCAGUUGGUGGUUCACGGUGGAGUUGCUGGUAUCAUACAGUUCAACUUCCCUAUUCAAUCUGAUCUUUCCUGCAUCAAUUUACUUUUUUUCCAAAUUAGGUUUGACUGUUGGCAAAUGGAUUGUGUUACUUUUUAUUACUGCUGUUAAUUUUAAAGGUGCUGUGUGUAACAAACAUAUCAUUGUCAAAUUGAUAUUGCUACUUUGGCAUAAUUAGCGUAAACAACUAAAACAAUACCCCAAGAUGAGUCACAUAUAGUUAUUCUUUAUUAACAGCUGUUGCUGUCUUAGGACCUAAAGUAGGACCCGAUUCCCCAUCACCUGAUGUUUGGUCUAAAAAACAAAAAAGCUGACCUGGUAACUGUGGGAUACAGAAAAGAGGCUGCUGGUCUUUUGAGUAAUGCAUUUAAUUGUUUACAAAAAUUUUAUCGAUGUGGCAAAAUCAUGUGACAGUGGUUUAUCCAUGUAAAAAUGCCACACAUAGCACCUUUAAGACAUUUCUGUGUCUUUAUGGGCUUGGUUGUUUGUUUGUUUGUUUAUGCUUUAAGAAGUGCUUUAAAAGUACCAUAUGACUGUUGAGAUGUGGAAACAUGAAUAAGCGCUUUAUCUAUUUUGCACAGAAAGGGUCAGACAUUGAUUAGCUGCCAUUCACACACGUUUAUCAGACAGAGAGUAGAGAUUGUAAACCUUUAUUUAAAAAAAAAAAAGAGUGGAUGUCAGAGCAUUGUAUAACUUGUUUAUUGUCUGAAAGAUUCUGAUUUGUUUAUUAUUUUCUUACUUUAUAAGACUUUUAUAACAAUCGCCCUUUAAGGGACAUGCAUACUGGUAAUUAUGAAGUGUUAUGAGUAAGUUUAGGAUAGAAUUAGAACUGAAAACAAUAAAUACUUAACUGGAAAAACAUCCAGUUGAGAAGGUUAGCGACUAAAGAUGGAUUGCCGUUUGACUUCCCAAGGAGCUUCAGUGUAGUUUCUAGAUGGCUAAAAGAAACAAGGCCUGGUGAGUCACAAUCCAAGAUGGAGAAGCUGUAGCCUGCCGUUGUUCUUUAUGCCUCUAAUGAAGCCAUGAUCUCACCCUCUUGUUUUGUUAAGCUGUACCCAGUCCAGAAGUGCUCAGGGAAAACUGCAGCUGCACUGUGCUCUGGUGAACACCAGUUUCCUGUCUUUAUUUUUAGGUUUCUCACGGUCCGGGCGAUCCAGGUGGCAUCGCAGUUAAUGAUCCAGGCUUCAGGACAUUAGGAGUGUCCUUAUUGUAGUGGCCCAUAACUUGAGCACUGAUGACUUAGACUGGGGCUACUAAUGACCACAUACAUACGUGGGCUCACUGCAGGCAAACAGCAGGUCAUUUAUGCUUAAUUUUGAAGCUUUUCAAGGUGUUUUCAUCUGCAAGCCUGUUUCCAAAAAAGUCAUGAAAUGUAUUUAAAGACCAUUUAUUUAUGUAUUUGAUGUCAGCAGAUGCCAACAGCACUUUCCAAACAAGUUGGGAGAGGGCCAUGUUUCCUAAUGUGUGGCAUCACCGCUUAUUUUAACCAUUUGAAAAACCAGGGAGGCUGACUGCUGUAGUUUUGCAAGCAAAAGGUUUGUUGUCUGGCAUAGGAUUUCAGCUGCGCCACCAUUUGGUGCCACCUCCAUCGCAGUUUUCAGUGGGUGAUAGUUUUAUACAGUAGCUAAGCCAGUCUAGACACACCAGAGCCUUGCUGUUGGAAAGCAUGCAGAAUGUGCGGGAGCACUGUCUUUCUGAAACAAGCAAAGCAUUUCUGAAACAGACAUCUGGCAGCAUGUGUUGCUCUAAAACCUGUCUGUAUCAUUAAGAAUUUAUGGUGCCUUCACAGAUGUUCACUAAUUCCCGUCACUGAUUUCGGCUUUUGAAACCUGAGAUGAUAACAGGCCCAGUGGUGUCCACAGUGUCACAAUGUGCAAAUUGAAAUGUUGAUUGGUCAGAAGAAUUCAUCUUUGUUUAUCUCAUUUAUAUAUAAGAAUUAUAUUUGCAUGGGAGUUUUUUUUUACUUGCAUUUCUGGAUAUGAUGAACUGUGUUUACUGACGAUGGUUUUCGGAAGUGUUGCUUAGCCCAUACAGUGAGUUCCAUUAAAAAGAAAUGGCAGCAACUCAUCAUCAGUAAGGUUCAACUAGCCUGGUGGCCUAAUCCUAGCCAGUGCAGACAGUUUGAAGACAUGAGUGUACACGGGUCAGUCUUUACCACCGUUUCAGAGAUUACCAAAUUAUAGAGAGGGAGCUGCUGCAACACCUGGAAAAAAAUACAAUGAAUUCAUUGUUUUGCUUUCUGUUUGGACUUUUUUCUGCUGAUGUCACCAGUGCUGCGUGCAACAACCAAUGUGGUGGCCAUAAAAUAAGCUUUAGUGUCCGGAGAUCAACAUUGGUUGCUCCUUUGUUCAAAUUUCUUCUGCAUAGAUUUCUGCAAAGUGUCUGAAUCUUUUAAUGUUAUUAUAUGCUACAGAUCAAAUUCUUUGUGUUUCAUUAUUUCAUGUUUUCUUUAUACUUUUUUCAAUUCAAUACAGAGGUUAGGACAUGGCAAAUCAAUGUAUUCUGUUAUUAUUUCCAUUCUACAUCUCCCAGCUUUUUUGGAAACAGGGCUCUAAAAACAAAUACAUGGAUCCAUAACUUAGUGUCAUAUUUUUAACUACAAAACUGACUUCCCCCCCUCACUUAGUGGAGCUCAGACUUCACUUGAACAUGGUUGUUGUGUCAUUAGUGGUAAUGGCUUUUCCCAGAAAGCAGAGCUGUCCAAUGCAGGGUGCUCACUCACACAUAUCAGAUUGUCAUGUCUUUAUUAGAUGCAAUUUUACUGAUCCCUUUAUUGAAAUGUAGCCAAAGACUAUUGCUUGAUAAUGAAGACAAUUUGGUUCAUUCUGCAGUGCUUAACAAAUUAGAACAAAACUAGCCGGAUGUAAAGUUGUUCACGACACAAACUAAAAACUAAGGGCUUAAUUACAGCUGCAAAAUAAACUAAAGAGAGAGUUUUUGAGUUUUUAUCUCUUUGUAAUCUGUUGCCAUUUAUAUUUUUUAUUGUCUUAAAGUGUGUUGCUAAAAAAAAUGUGAGGUGGGGGUGAGCCCACAUCCAGAUAAAAGUCAAAUUAAGGUAAAAAUGACAGUGAGUCAACGCUCACCCAGGCUUUCUGGAAUUCCCUUUUGGCUUACUGCUCUGUUCUGUGUGUUAGGCUCCAUCUACCUGGCGCUAAAGUAGACUAAAAUGAACCAUUACAAGGUGCUUGUGAAUCUAAAUGUCUCCUUCCUCACUCUGCAUCCAACAUCUUUGGUCUUUGACAGCAGCAUUUUUCUUUAAUAAGUUCUUUAAGAACAAUUGCAACGUGUUUAGAUUUUUAGAUUUUGCCCUGUUCCCUAAAGUUGUAGAUUGCCACCUUUUGUCACUGAAAGGAUGACAAAUAAUACUCUACUUUUUUUUUUUUUUUAAUUGCCAGCUAACGUUACAGUCACACUAGCAAAAAACAGUGGUUGGAGACCACAGCAUUACCAAGAGUAUUGUGACAAUAUAAAUUGAACUUGCAAUUUCGCUUCCUUUUAAAAUGGUCGUUUCAAAGAUGGGGACUAGGUCUGCAACCACUUGCAGUCAGCUAGCCUCCUCAGAGCGACUCUCUUUUUGCCAUUUUAUUGCCAUCUUGAUGCAGUCUGCUAUCACUUUGUGAUUGAAUGAGUCAAAUUGGCAGUUACAUGCAAUCUAUUUGCAAUAACACAGUAAUUAACUGUGAUAAACUGGCUGAAUCUGCUAAAUCUGUUGCCAUCUUCAUACACAGAAAUUCACAUUAACUACUCAGAGUCCAAUCAGAACCUCAUAGAAAUCUAUGAGGUUCAUCUAUGAGGUUCAACUACAUCACUUACUCCAUAAGUAGUGAUGUAGUUGCUGCAAGAUGACGAUUUAAUUGCAAAAUGGCACAGGUGCUCAGCAACCUUGCUUUUAUAUAGGAAUAUAACCAGAAUACAACCGGUUGGCAACCAGUUGAGACGAGUCCCCUAUUGGAAAAAAAGAUGGAGGUGAGUUGCACUCAUUGGUGCACACUUUACUUUUACUUUACUUUAUUGCAUUUAGCCGACGCCUUUAUCCAAAGCGACUUACAAUGAUGAUACAGUAAUACAAAAAGCCAAAACAUUAAAAUAAAAACAUUACAAGAGUUAAACAUUAAAAAACAAUGCAACAUUAAAAAUGUAUGUCUAUACACAUCAGAAGUAAUUGUCCUAGUUAGUGCAGGUGUUCUCUAAAAAGCUCAGUUUUUAGGAGUUUUUUAAAAACAAGGGACUCCGCUGCUCUGGUGGAGGUAGGCAGCUUGUUCCACCAUCUGGGAACUAUGGAGCAGAACAGUCUGGAUUGCACUGACUCAGAUUGAUUGCAAUGUGUUGGCACGCUGUCCAUAUUUAUAAAUUACACACCAAUUAUUUGCAGCCCGGUGUCAAUCUGUCUUAAGAGUGAAUGCAGCCAGUCUCAGCUGGUAUUUGGAGACAGGUUGCCUCCCACCAGGCAACCUGUCCAGUCAUCUUGCUAUCAACCAUGGCCAUUCAGAGGUUGAGGGUGUUGCAACAUUUAACCUCUGGGUGACUAAUUUGUUGCUACAACUAACCAACAACAGAAAACUUGAAAAUGCAACCACAGAUUUAUCCUGGUUGCAUUUUUACCUAUUUUUACUCCAGUGUGACUGAGCCAUAAUCCCAUGAAAAGGCCAAAAAGCAGCUUUGCGCUUGAUGUUUCUUACCUGCUUUACAAAGUUCUUGGCCAUUUUAAAGCUCCGAGCCUAGAGUCCUUCCUGCUGUUUUGUCUGCUAUUGGCUUUGCUUGAGAUUUGUUGACAAAAGAAAAAUGGAGUUUAUAUCUAGACCUAUCUUUUGAAGGAUGACAACUUAGAAAUCCAUCUGUCUGUGGUAGUGGGAUAUUAAUAGUUUAAAUACCCCUGUAAGGGAUAGAAAACUUUACGGAAACCUCUAAUCAUGCUGCAGUUGUAUGACUGUGCUGUUUUUGAAGCACUGUAAAACUCACAGACUGUAUGGUGACACCACUGAUGCAGGGCAAAUACUUCUUGGUCUCACUGAGACUAGAUAUUGGCUGAAAACACUUCUAUUACUUUAUGCAUGAUGUUGUAGCAACAAAGCAAGUCUUAAGAGAGCUGAAGUUUAAAAUUGUGGUAGAAUAAGAACAUUUAAAGCUGUGUGUGUCAAAGCAGUCAGAAAAAAAAAGUUCAAACGUUUGAACUGCUGCACAAAUAGUUGAGAUUUCUGAAGGUUUGUUAUGAAAUCUUUCUGAGAGGAAACUAAUCCAACUGACAUUAAUCCAUGUAUAUUGAGGGGAACUUUCAACCAUGUAAGGGCUUUAUUCCAAUGACCACCUUAAUCUUAUUAUUCACUGUAACCAUGUCUGUCUACCCAUUGAUUGCUAUGCAUUUUUUUAAAAAUGACAUUUUUAAGCGUGUUGUCGAUGCUUUUUUUCUGGAAAGCAUGAUCAGGAAAACAAAGGAAAACAUCAGCAGCUUUAGUUAAAUCUAUUUAAAACAAUUUCAGUCACUUACCUAUUCUUAUUAAAUUUAAAUGAGCCACAUUAGGGUGUACCAGGUUAAUGAAGUAGGAAUAUAAUUCAUUAAAUGUGAUGUCGUCCACUUUAGUUUGGACCUUGUGGGUUUCCGAAAGUGCUGUGAGGCAGGCAGAGGGUUCAGGUUCAAGCUCCUCUGUGGUUUUAUGUCUGCUGUUUUUGUUUGCUAAAGAGAGCAAGAGAGAGAGAGCAUAAAUGUAAUCCGAAUGAGUCUUUCCAUGUUGAAGAUGCUACUGUAAAUAGAUUGUGAAUACCGAUGAACAUUUUCAAGGUAAUAUUUACGAAUGUUUUGCUGUUCAGGCAUGUCUGAGUGAGUGAGUGUGCAUUGAGGGAAGUUGAUUGUAUUCUCUAUGGAAUGUUUAAUGUACAAAAAAAAAAUGUAAAAAAGAAAAAAAAAAAAAACCUGCUAAAAACUCCCCUUUACUUCCCGACUGCUAGCUUUGAGAAACUGUACGGCAGCACGUGACUGCCAUCAGCAGAAACUGCACGGCGCAGUUUAACACCAUCAGUGUUCCACCAUCACUUCAGUGUCAGUCCAACUAAAAAGAGAAAGCAUUGUUUACUGAACUCAGGCUUAUGUUUUUUUGCCAUUCUAAAGGAAGAAAUCCAAAGCUGUGACCGACUCAGAAACACACUGUUGUGGAUGUACGCGCUCUCCACUUUGAACUCACAAUCCUUUGACUUUUUUCUUUUUCUUUUUUAUGAAGAUGAACUGCACCUUCAUGGAUAAAAAAAACACAAGCAUGUUGAAAAAGUGCUUCAAGAUUUCAACUUUACCAUGAGUGUUUGCAUAAUCUUAUAUGCCCUUGUAUGAUGUUCGUAUCUGUAUUAUGUGAAGACGUACACAGGUUGAGAUGACCGGGUCCACAAGAGCCAAGCAGAGUAUUGGUUCUAACAGGCAGAAAUUAUCCCUUGAAUUACUUACUAUUAUUAUUUGCUGGAUUUAUUAGAAGAUACUGCAUUCCAAGAUUUAUUACUAUGAAAAUUGCUUUAAUUCUGCUUAUUAGAACAACUAUACACUGCUACAUGACUAGAAGAAAAUACAUUUAUAUUGGCUGGGCUUUUUUUUAAGUUUUUAUCAUACGAAGUUUCUCAAGUUGUGAAAAUACACAAAAUCAGAUACAUUGAUUGUGUGACUCAGUUUAUUUUUAAAGCUGGUUCUUAGUAAUAGGAAGUGAAAUGUAUUUGCUUGACAAAAAAAAAAAAAUUUCUUCAUUGAUCAAAUCCAAAUCUUUUUUAUGGUCAUGAUUCACCUUGUGGUAGUUGGCUUUUACAUACCCAGCAAACAUGGUUGAAACCCCAACAUUGUCUCCAUGGUCAAAACUGGUCAUGGUGUAACAGCAAAAACAAAAACAGAUGGGUGUGCAGCUUGUUUCCACCUGGAAUAGAGGUCAAAUAGUUUUUUUUUUUUUUCACAUUUAAAUUCUGUUUAAUUUGUUACAUGAAGAAUUUAAUGCAUCAAACUUAUGUAAGUAUCCCCACUCUGUCCAUGAUGUCAGUAUACUAAAAAUCCUAAAAUUUAUCCCUAAAGUGAAUUAGCAGCACAAGUGGAGAACCCUCAGGUUAAAUGUCUUGAGAUCAAAUCACAAUCGUGUCUGCAUUUUUUUCUCCUCAUUCUUUCUAUCAGGAAAUCUUUUUAUUUUGUUCUGAUCUAUAAAGAGCUAGUAGAAAAUGAUUGCUAGAACACACUUUCUCUCGCUAGAAAGGCUAAGGACAAUGUUUUGGCAGUGUUAAACAUGUAGCCUACCUCGAAUUUUUCAACCAUGACAAGACAGUGAGAAAAGACUGCCAGCUGACAUUUAUUCAGCAUCAAAGUGUUAGUUGGGUAAGGAUUUUCCAAAACAUCAGUGAGAGAAAAUGAAUGGCAAAUUCUGAACCAGAGCCUUUUAAAAAAUAAAAAAAAAAACCUUUAUUCAGGAAAGCAGCCUUUUUUUUUCUUGUCAGGCAAAUGCAUUUACACUUACAUACAAUUGUAUUUUGGCAUUCAGUUCUCAUCUUUAGCUGAGGUCACGAAGAUUAAAGUUCUGCUAAAAACUGAAUCAAAAGUGCAACUACAAAGAACUUUUACCAUUUUUUUGACUAAAAUUUAUUACAUUUGCUUUAGCGUUCUAUUGCUAUCUGCAAAUUUAUCUUGACUAAGUAGGUAAUGUAUAUUGUACAGCUAAAUUCUUAGAUACCUUAUCUGUUCUUAUGUCAUAAAUGCAAAGAUUAUGGAGUUUUUAAAAAAUGUAUAGUUACUGGCCGUGUAUUGUAUGUAGAGCACUUUGUGGAGGUGGUUUUACCUGGCAAAAGUCCAUAUUAUUGUUCAAUAGUUAUGUUAAAUUGAAAUGUGCGAGGAACUACAAGUAUGUCUUUGAAUUGUUACCAACUACUUCAAUGUCUCUCGUAGACUGAAAAGGUUCCUAGAUUUUGUUAGCAGUAGUAAAUGUAAUAGCUAGCUUUGGUCUAGCUAAUGUUAAGAACUGUCCACGGCCUCCACCCUGAACAGCUAACCCUGCAGUUGAGAGAAUCUCUGCCUUUGAGAUUUGUCUGUAGGACUAAAACUCUACACGUGCUGCUCUUUGGGUCCUGGUAUCUCCCUGUAGGUGUCCUUGUCCAGAGCCUGCUAACUUAGCUGGCUGUAUUUACUCUCUGCAUGUGACCACAGCAAACUCUCAUCCUGUGCACUGUCGUCAUGUUGACGAUGCCCUCACCCCUCAGAGCGGCCACUGCCUGCCGCACUUUAAUGUGGUGUGAUGAUGAUGAUUUUGAUGAUGAUGACUUUCUGUUGAUGGGGCUUGUAUAUCAGAUGCCUUUGACAAUCAUGUGCACAUAUCAGAGUUACCAUAACAACACAGGCCAGAGCGACUGAUUGUGUUUUGUUUGUCUUUUCUCCUGGAAUAAAUCCUCAAUGAUCGUA
This is a messenger RNA of Archocentrus centrarchus (flier cichlid), 10314 nucleotides long. It is a transcript of the gene camk1da, whose product is annotated as calcium/calmodulin-dependent protein kinase 1Da. The record is from RefSeq and is a predicted model, not a curated record. Gene Ontology annotation, molecular function: ATP binding; protein kinase activity. Lineage: Eukaryota; Metazoa; Chordata; Actinopteri; Cichliformes; Cichlidae. Gene Ontology annotation, biological process: protein phosphorylation. The coding region runs from base 202 to 1518 and encodes 438 amino acids. The transcript is spliced from 11 exons.